Messenger RNA from Plasmodium vivax (malaria parasite P. vivax), 1053 nucleotides. Its product is annotated as Pv-fam-c protein. The transcript has 3 exons. NCBI's taxonomy places the organism in Eukaryota, Apicomplexa, Aconoidasida, Haemosporida, Plasmodiidae. The record is from RefSeq and is a predicted model, not a curated record. The coding region runs from base 1 to 1053 and encodes 350 amino acids.
AUGGACCCUGCAAAUCCUCACACCAUACAGAUAAGUCUUGACGUGUUUUAUGAUAACAGGCCCUUAAAAAAAAAACUUCCUACUGAUAUACGUAAUCUAGAAAUAAUAAAAAAUAUCGAAUUUGUUAAAAUUUUAAACCAUUCUUUAAAACAAGAUAAAAAUGCUAUUGUCUCAUGGGUGAAUCGAUAUGAAGAUAUGUUGAAGAAGUUCUUAAAUAAAAAAAAAAAUAAAAUAAAAGAAGAGGAUCUUUCUUUUUAUUGCAAAAGUAUAAAUUAUCUUAUAGACAUCAUAGCACAAAGAAUUAGAAUGUUCGAUGGAAUUGAACAAGUAGAAUGGGAAAAUAACAUUCAGCAAAUCAGCAAAAGAGUAUUAAGAAAUAAUCAUUGGUUAAAUUGUGAAAGAAACCUCGAUAAUUAUGAAAACCGUUACGUCUAUGUUAAGAAGAUGAUGUAUGAUUUAUGUGAAGAUAUUGAUUAUAUAAUGAAUAAUGAAACAAUUCUUAAUCAUAAGCAUUGUCCUAUAUUUAUUAAACGCAUAGAAUAUAGAAAGGAUACAUUAAUGAAAAUAUAUAAAUCAUUUAUUGAUCGCAAAUAUUUUCUUUUAGACAAUGGUUGUACAAUUUCCAAUAUAAUCAACAAAUUUGAAAAUCUAGAAUGUAUGCCUAAAGCUAAACCAACGGAAGCUAUGUCAGAUAAUGGAGAUACAAUGUUAACUGAAACUGAGACACCUGUACAGGAGUCGCAAGGAGAUGAAAUAAGCAGCGAUGUAAUGCAAGCACAAGAUGUAGAAGAUCUUGAAUCAUUAUCACUUCAAUUAAAUAUAAAUGAGAACAGCCAUACAGAACCUAGGCUAGAUACUACCUAUGCUGCUGCUUCGCUUGCAGGAAUUUCCCUAUUUGGUACCAUAUUAUAUAAGGUAAAAUAUCAUUACAUAAAGGAAAUAUUAUGCACAAGUUUUAUAUUUCAUACCCUAAUGAAUAAUUUUGAAUAUUUACAAACUGGUAUACCAAAUGGUGAAUAUCAACUUGGAUACGGCUCUGUAACAGAUUACUAA